CAGAAUCGGCGCCCUGAGAGUCUUCAAACUAAACAAAACAAGCAGCCAAACAUAAACGCACAAAUGAUUGCGAUUCGCGAGUGGAUCGGUCGCGUGCUGUCACUAGUGGGUGUAGCAAGUUCAACGUGCAUGGCUGUCUGGUAAGGAGUCAGAGCCAGCUCAAGGUAAACCACGUGUACCUAAAAAUAACCGAGGCACCAGCAGUGAAUAAAUAAACCGCAACUGUAGUGUGCAACAAAAGUGCACUUUGUAGAGUCUGUAGCGCGGCCACUCGGCCCUGCGUCGGCCGCUGCCCCUAGUGCAUGCGUAUGCUUUACAAUUAAUUUGGUAAUACAACAACAGAAAAGUCUUCCAAGCAAUUACGAUUAAAAACGAUAACUUGACGCAAGACACGCGACUACAAGAGUACGACUAUAUCAUAUAUGCAUAUCUCUAACAUACUAUCCAUGCAGUCUCUAUACUCCCUUUUUGAUAUUGGCAAUUUAAAUACUCUAUUCUGUCUGGUUAAACAAGUGAUUGUAUUAUGUCGAUGGCUAGUACGAUAAGUGUCUAAUAGCAACCACGUCUAUAAUAAUUGACUUCAUAGUGUGUGCGAUUGUGAGAUUACUUGUGAUUCGUUUUGGGAGCGCGGGAUAUUAUUUACCUACUCUUGGUCGGAAUUCAGUGAGCUUGUUGUGACAGUGACAAAGUGCAAACAAGUAGUUACCAUAUGUGAACGACUGUAAUGCUAUGUAGUGGCAGUGAAAGUCAAAAGAUGGCGUCGCGGUCGCCAACCAUGGGCCAUCGUAAGGUCACUUGGGUUGUGGAGAUCGGAGACGUUCCAGCUUAUGCUUAUGCACCAUAUGAAAAGCAUCUAAGUCACAGUAAAUAUGAACGGGAAGAUGUCCAGAAAAAAACAUUUACCAAAUGGAUAAACUCCCAACUAGUCAAGAACGACAAGCCGCUUGUGGAGGACCUGUUCCUGGACCUGCGGGACGGAGAGGUCCUGCUGUCGCUGCUGGAGAUCCUCACCGCGCAGCAGUAUAAACGAGAGCGAGGGCGCAUGCGCGUCCACCACAUCAACAACGUGAACACGGCGCUGCAGGUGCUGGACAGCAACGGCGUGAAGCUGGUCAACAUCAGCAGCAACGACAUCGUAGACGCCAACCCCAAGCUCACGCUAGGUCUGGUGUGGAGCAUCAUCCUGCACUGGCAGGUGCACUACCACCUCAAGGAGCUCAUGUCGGACCUACAGCAGACCAACUUGGAGAAGACGCUGCUAGCGUGGUGCCGCACGCACACGCAGAACUACACCGGCGUGAACGUGAAGAACUUCUCGACGUCGUGGUCGGACGGGCUCGCGUUCAACGCGCUGCUGCACCGCUGGCGGCCGCAGCUGUUCGACUACGCGGCGGUGCUGGCGCGCUCGCCCGCCGCGCGCCUCGACCACGCCUUCGCGCUGGCGCACGCGCAUCUCAACAUCGACCGCCUGCUCGACCCCGAGGACGUAAACACGCCGAACCCUGAUAAGAAGUCGAUAAUGAUGUACGUGAUGUGCUUGUUCCAAUCUCUGCCGCAUUCAAGUGAGGACGUAGCCGACUUAGAGAGCAUUCACUCCGAGCCCAGCACCCCGGUAGCCACGCAACCUCCCGAGAGCGCGGGGGGCGGCGGCGGGGCCAGCCGGCCGCUGUCGGCGGCCACCACGGGCUCGGUGGAGCUGGGCGGCUACUACGCGGCCUUCGAGGAGGUGCUGGCGUGGCUGCUGGAGGCCGAGGAGCGGCUGGCGGAGGCGCGCGCGCCCUCGGGGGACGACCUCGCGCCGCUCAAGGACCACUUCCACGCGCACGAGAAAUUCCUGCUGGAGCUGUCGGAGCACCAGAUGCGCGUGGGCGCCGUGCUGGAGGAGGGCGCGCGCCUGGUGCUGGAGGCGGGGCUGUCGCGCGAGGAGACCGCCGAGGUGCGGCUGCAGCUGCGCCUGCUCAACCAGCGCUGGGAGCAGCUGCGGCGCCGCGCCAUGGACACGCAGGCGCACGUGCACCAGGCGCUCAUGCGCGCGCAGCAACACCAUCUGCUGCAGUUCCGACAAUGGCUGACCAAGACAGAAGACCGCAUCUCGCACAUGGGCUCGGUACGAGGUGGCGCGGCGGGCGUGGCCGCGCAGCUGGCCGCCGUGACCGCGCUGCACGAGGACCUGGCGCGCCAGCAGCCGCUCGUGGACGCGCUCGCCGACUGCGUCAUCGUAGUGGACGACGAUGCGCACGAUAACAGUGUAACGGAGAUCGAAGACCAACUGACGGCGCUGAGCGAACGGUGGUCACACACGUGCAGCUGGACCAUGCAGCAGCUGGCGCGCCUGCGCGAGCUGCAGGAGCGCUGGGCGGCGCUGGAGGCCGAGCACGCGGGGCUGGCGCGCGCGCUGGACGCGCACGAGGCCGAGCUCAAGCAGCUGGAGGCCGAGCCCGUCAGCUGCGUGGGCGGCGUGGCGGCGCGCGUGGCGGCGCUGCGGCGCCUGCGGGCCGCGCUGCGGGCCGCCGCGGGCCCCGCGCAGGCGCUGCUGGCCGCCGCGCAGGCGCUGCCGGGCGCCGCCGCGCUGCUGGAGCGGGCCGACGCGCUGGCCGACCGCCUGGCCGCGCUGCACGACAUCCUGGCCGUGCAGGACCAGCGGAUAAAAGAGCUCGGGUUCGACAUCGACCUCGAGGUCGAGGAGGAGGUCAAGCAGCCGCCGGCUGCCAGCGUCACGAGCGGCGAGGAGCAGAGUGGCGAGGCCGGCGCGGCCAAGAAGCCGCGACUGAGCGGCGACGAGGGCGCGGCCUUCCAGCUGGGGUACGAGGCCUUCCGCGCCUGGGCAGACCGCGCCGACGCUGCACUUGCACACUGUAAGGGCGAAUUGGAGAAUAAAAAUGGCAAGAAGAAAGAAAUACCUUCAAUUCUGGAACAAGUUGAGAAAGAAAUAGAGACUCAGCGCGCUGACUUCGCUAACGUAGAGGAAAUACAGCGCAGACUGGCAGCGGAGACCGGACUCGAAGAGGAAGCCAAGCGGCACGCUGAAAGCAUUGAAGAACUUAAAAGACGAUGGGAAAAUAUUCAACGCUCACUAUUAGACAUCCGAAAUACCAUGAAUCUACUCGAGGAUAAGGAGAACUACUACAAAAAUGUGGAGGCUCUACAGAGAGAGCUAGACGAGGUGCACGCGUGGAAGGACAAGAUGCUGGCGGAGAAGCCCAGCAACAACCAGCUCAUACACCUGCGCAACAAGAUACGGCUCGUCAAGCAGCUCGAGAUGAAGCUCAAAGAGCUGAACGCGCAGUCCAUCAUCCUGCUCACGAAGCAAAUACCGAAAUCACAUAAGGACGACAUCGAGACCGACUCGAAACGAAUCAACGACGCUUACGAACAGUUGCUGCUGUUCCUGACGACCCGCGAGGUAGAGAUCAAACUGGCCGUCAGCAAGAAGCCGCCCAAGCAGGCCGAGGACGAGUUCAAAGGUCUGCAGAACAGGAUCCAGGCGAUGGAGGCCCAGAUCAUUACAGAACACGCGAUGAUUUCCACCCCAGAGGCCAUGGCAGCGAAGAUAGAGCAACUGACCAAGUUACGACGAGAAUUUGACGAACUGCAGUCCACGUACGACAGGGUGGUACAGGACCGCAGAGACAACUACGAGAAGGGUAGCGUGCAGGAGCUCAACUUCAGGAGCAGCCUCGAGAACUUGGUGACCAAGUUUGGCGACACCAAGACCAUCCUGGAACAGAAGAUCAGCAAACUGGAAAAGGGCGGCGCCCUGCUGGCGCAGCUGCGCGAGGCCUCGGAGCAGCUGCGCGCCUGGCUGCACGCGCACCAGCUGCUGCUGCGCGACGCCCAGGCCGCGCCGCUCGGGGACCAGGACCCGCUCGAGCGCCUGCUCGACGCCAGCAACAAAUUUGAAGAAGAGAAGCCGACGUACAAAACGAAAUUAGAAUUAAUAGAGAGCACCAAAGAGUCUAUUCUGGAAGACUGCGAGGAAACAGUCGCGAAAACCGUUCAGAACGAUGCGAAGGAGUUAAAGAAACUGUUCGAGGAGGUGACGGAGGAGGGCUUCAAGACGAACGAGCGACUGCGGCGCGCGCUGGAGCGGACCGAGGCCGUGUUCCGGCAGGUGGCCGAGCUGGAGGCCUGGCUCGCACACAUCGAGCUGCAGAUGCCGCAGGAGCACGAGUGCAACAUCACCGACUCCGCCGAGCUCUACCAGAUGAAGACGCGCUUCCAGGCGCUCAAGGACAAGUGCGACGACCACACGGAGCAGUUCCGCAACCUCAACGAGGCCGGCAACGACCUGCUGCUGGCGGCGGCGGCGCGGCCCGCCGGCCUGGCGCGCGCCCUCACCCGCCUCAACGCGCGCUGGACCAGCGUCACGCACGGCGUCUACGAGCGAUACAAGGUGCUGUGCGAGGCGUGG
Molecule: messenger RNA, 4411 nt
Organism: Trichoplusia ni (cabbage looper)
Lineage: Eukaryota; Metazoa; Arthropoda; Insecta; Lepidoptera; Noctuidae
Product: dystrophin-like
Exons: 18
Biological process (GO): synaptic signaling
Cellular component (GO): plasma membrane
Molecular function (GO): protein binding
Source: RefSeq, a predicted model, not a curated record